AUGGGGCUCCUGUCCAAACCCGGCGCGGCCCAGGGCAGCAGCGCCUCUUCGGGCCGAGCCCGCAGCUGUCGCCGCUCCGUCUUCCGCAACAUUAAGGUGUUCGUGCUCUGCCAAGGCAUCCUGCAGCUCUGCCAGCUCCUGUACAGCGCCUGCUUCAAGAGCAGCCUCACCACCAUCGAGAAGCGCUUUGGGCUCUCCAGUUCUUCCUCGGGUCUCAUUUCCAGCUUGAAUGAGAUAAGCAAUGCCAUCCUCAUCAUCUUUGUCAGCUACUUUGGCAGCCGGGUGCACCGUCCACGACUGAUUGGCAUCGGGGGUCUCCUGCUGGCUACAGGAGCCUUCAUCCUCACCCUCCCACACUUCCUCUCAGAGCCCUACCAGUACACCUUGGCCACCACAGGGAAUCGCAGCCGCUUUCAGGCCGAGCUCUGUCAGAAGCAUUGGCAGAGCCUGCCCCCCAGUAAGUGUCAGAGCACCACCCAGAAUCCCCGGAAAGAGACCGGCAACAUGUGGGGCCUGAUGGUGGUUGCCCAGCUGCUGGCUGGCAUUGGGACGGUGCCCAUUCAGCCAUUCGGGAUCUCCUACGUGGACGACUUCUCAGAGCCCAACAACUCACCUCUGUACAUCUCCAUCUUAUUUGCCAUCUCUGUAUUUGGACCGGCUUUCGGGUACCUGCUGGGCUCCGUCAUGCUGCAGAUCUUUGUGGACUACGGCAGGGUGGACACAGCUACAGUUAACUUGACCCCAGAAGACCCCCGAUGGAUUGGAGCCUGGUGGCUAGGCCUGAUCCUUUCUUCAGGCUUCUUGGUUCUCAGCUCUUUCCCCUUCUUUUUCUUUCCUCGAACAAUGCCCAGAGGAGUGGAGAGGUCUCCUGCCAUGGUGGAUGAAGCAAGGAUGAUGGAGGACAAUGGCUCAAGAGGCUCUGUGGUGGAUUUUAUUAAACGGUUUCCCCGUAUCUUCCUGAGGCUCUUGAUGAACCCCCUCUUCAUGCUGGUGGUGCUGGCCCAGUGUACCUUCUCCUCCGUCAUUGCCGGCCUUUCCACAUUCCUCAACAAGUUCCUGGAGAAGCAGUAUGGCGCCUCUGCGGCCUAUGCCAACUUCCUCAUUGGUGCUGUAAACCUCCCUGCUGCAGCCUUGGGGAUGUUAUUUGGAGGAAUCCUCAUGAAGCGUUUUGUUUUCUCUCUACAAACCAUUCCCCGAGUAGCUACCACCAUCAUCAUCAUCUCCAUGAUCCUCUGUAUCCCUCUCUUCUUCAUGGGAUGUUCUACACCAGCCGUGGCCGAGGUCUACCCCCCCAGCACAUCAAGUUCUAUACAUCCGCAGCCUCCUGUGUGCCUCAGGGACUGCUCGUGCCCAGAUUCUAUCUUCCACCCAGUCUGCGGGGACAAUGGAGUGGAGUACCUCUCCCCUUGCCAUGCCGGCUGCAGCGACAUCAACAUGAGCUCUGCAGCCUCCAAGCAGGUGACUUAUUUGAACUGCAGCUGUGUGGACGGGAGAUCUGCCUCAGCAAAGUCAGGAUCGUGCCCCAUCCCCUGCGCCCACCUCCUGCUCCCGGCCAUCUUCCUCAUCUCCUUCGUGUCCCUGAUAGCCUGCAUUUCCCACAACCCCCUCUACAUGAUGGUUCUGCGUGUGGUGAACCAGGAAGAAAAGUCAUUUGCUAUCGGGGUUCAGUUCUUGCUGAUGCGCUUGCUGGCCUGGCUGCCGGCUCCAGCCCUCUAUGGCCUCACCAUUGACUAUUCCUGUAUCCGGUGGAACUCACAGUGCUCUGGGAGGCACGGGGCCUGCGCCUACUACAACAAUGAUGCCCUCCGAAACAGGUACCUGGGCCUGCAGAUGGGCUACAAGGCCCUGGGGAUGCUGCUGCUUUGCUUCAUCAGCUGGAGGGUGAAAAAGAACAAGGAGUAUGACGUGCAGGAGAAGGCUGCGGGCCUCGUCUGACCUGUCCGGGCCAUGCCUUGCGCCUGAGAAUGGACCCUGCCACCUCUGCACUUGCCUGCGUUCAUCAACGUUAGCACAUCAUUCCCUUUACAUUUUUAAAAUAAGAAAGAAAACCCCAGUCACCAUUUACCUUCUUUGCCUCCUCUUCCCAAAAGUCCCUCCUGUAGAUCCUCGGUGGGCCACAGUAGGGGAGCCAGGUCUUCC
Molecule: messenger RNA, 2139 nt
Organism: Otolemur garnettii (small-eared galago)
Lineage: Eukaryota; Metazoa; Chordata; Mammalia; Primates; Galagidae
Gene: SLCO2A1
Product: solute carrier organic anion transporter family member 2A1
Exons: 15
Coding region: 1-1935 (644 amino acids)
Biological process (GO): prostaglandin transport; transmembrane transport; sodium-independent organic anion transport
Cellular component (GO): membrane
Molecular function (GO): prostaglandin transmembrane transporter activity; protein binding
Source: RefSeq, a predicted model, not a curated record